This is a messenger RNA of Pyrgilauda ruficollis (rufous-necked snowfinch), 2499 nucleotides long. It is a transcript of the gene RBFOX3, whose product is annotated as RNA binding fox-1 homolog 3. Gene Ontology annotation, biological process: regulation of alternative mRNA splicing, via spliceosome; nervous system development. The coding region runs from base 736 to 1848 and encodes 370 amino acids. Lineage: Eukaryota; Metazoa; Chordata; Aves; Passeriformes; Passeridae. The record is from RefSeq and is a predicted model, not a curated record. The transcript is spliced from 15 exons. Gene Ontology annotation, cellular component: nucleus; cytoplasm. Gene Ontology annotation, molecular function: mRNA binding.
CGCGCUACCGGGGGUGCGGCGGCACCGACCGCGCCGGCACCGCACGCACCGGGGCGUGCAGGGCUGCGUGAGGAGCUGCUGCACGGCGGUUGUGCGCUGUGGGCGUGGAAGGAUGAAAUAUGGUGCUUUACAGGCAUGGAAGAAGAUGAGUCAGCACCUCAGGGAGUUCGCCGCCGCGGGCCCGGAGCCUGCCGUUAACCGUGCGGGAGCCGCAGGGAUAUGAAUUGCCGUCGCCCCGGCGCCUGGGUGCCCGCGGCGCGCAGGGACUGAGCAGGAGCCGGACGGGCCAUGGGGUGUCCUGCGUGGGGCCUCGCCCGCACCCCGGGCACUGCCGUCUCCGGCUGAGAAGCUGCUGCUGUGAGAUCCUGACGGCUCUUCCUGACGGCGUGGAGGGCUGAACACGAGUGUGAGCUCCACCUGCCACCACACCUGAGGCACCUGCUCUUGCUCUGCAGAGAGCCCAGUGCAAGCGCCGCGGGAGGAGCUGGGCUGAAUAAAAGACCGUGCGCUCAGUGCCAGUGUCUAAUGGCCCCGAAGUGAAGAGCCAAGCGCUGCUCCGGCGGCGGCGCGGCCGGCCUGCCGCAGAUGAACCCUCCUAACUAGCGCCGAGGGGUCGGGAGGGACGGCGAGGAGGGGAGAGCCCGAGGGGCCAGCCGGGAAGACGAGGAUAGCGGUGGAUAGCAGUGUGCGGAAGAGGACGGACCCGCGAGCAGCUCCACGGCUACCUGUCGACACAUGCUGUGCUCCAUGGCUAACUCGGGCUGCCUCCUUGUCUCCAACUCAGGCAUGCUUCCUCACUCUCUCCCCUGUCCUCCAGCCUUCCUCUACCUCCAACAGGGUAACCAGGACGCCACGGCCCCGCCGGAUGCGAUGGCUCAGCCCUACCCCCCCGCCCAGUACCCCCCGCCCCCCCAGAACGGGAUCCCCGCAGAGUACGCGCCGCCGCACCCCCACCCCACGCAGGACUACUCGGGGCAGAGCACGGUACCGGAGCACGCCAUGACCCUCUACACACCAGCACAGAGCCACCCCGAGCAGCCGGGCAGCGACGCCAGCACACAGUCCAUAGCAGGGACACAGACGGUACCGCAGACAGACGAAGCGGCACAGACAGACAGCCAGCAGCUACACUCCUCAGACAACACAGACAAGCAGCAGCCCAAGAGGUUACACGUCUCCAACAUUCCCUUUCGAUUCCGGGACCCCGACCUGCGGCAAAUGUUUGGGCAAUUCGGGAAAAUUCUGGACGUGGAGAUAAUUUUCAAUGAGCGGGGCUCCAAGGGUUUUGGGUUUGUAACUUUUGAAACUAGCACAGAUGCCGACCGGGCACGGGAGAAGCUGAAUGGCACCAUCGUAGAGGGCCGGAAGAUUGAGGUGAACAAUGCCACGGCCCGGGUCAUGACCAACAAGAAGGUGGCCAACCCCUACACCAACGGCUGGAAGCUGAACCCAGUGGUGGGAGCAGUCUACGGCCCCGAAUUCUACGCAGUAACGGGGUUCCCGUACCCCGCCACGGGGACGGCCGUGGCCUACCGAGGGGCACACCUCCGGGGCCGGGGCCGGGCUGUCUACAACACCUUCCGCGCCGCGCCGCCGCCGCCGCCCAUCCCCACCUACGGCGCGGUCGUCUACCAGGAUGGCUUCUACGGAGCUGAGAUCUACGGGGGCUAUGCUGCCUACAGGUACGCCCAGCCCGCAGCAGCAGCGGCUGCAUACAGCGACAGCUAUGGCAGAGUGUACGCAGCAGCAGACCCCUACCACCACACCAUUGGCCCCGCCGCCACGUACAGCAUUGGCACCAUGGCUAGUCUAUACCGAGGAGGGUACAGCCGCUUCACUCCCUACUAGCAAGACAGACCCAGCCCCCCCACCACUGCCCCCGAUGCUCACUAGCACCAAACCAAACCAGGCAGACAGAGCCGAGGCCGAGCCUGCGGAGGAGCCGCGGGUGCUGCCCGGGUGGCCGGGGCUGGCGCCGGGCUCUGUGGGGCAGCAGCACCCCACACCCAUAGGGUUACCUCAGCCGUUCCGUCCUGCCGCCCGCCCGCCUCUCCGGCACCUUCCAGCGGGGCCAGCCCUCGCCCCAGCAGCGCCCCGUGCCCACAGCCGGGCUGCCGGGUGCCCCCGCUGCCCUGGCCGGGCUGCCGAGGGCUCAUCCCCCCGCGGAUGUGCUCAGCCUGCAGGGCUGCUCGCUCCGCAGGCGCUGGGGCUCGACGGGACAGCAGCCCCCCGAGCAGCCCCUCUGCCCCAUAGGAGAGAGAGGAGCCAGCUGGGGUUGCUGCCAGCUGUGGGGCCUGGCGAGGCUGGGGUGGGUUUGGGAUCCAGGGCAGCCCGGCGGGCAGGAGCGCUGCUCUGCAGGGCUGGGUGUGAUGGGCUGGGCUGGGACGGUGCCUGCGUGCCCCCGGCCACCAGCUCGGCCUGAGUGCUCCAGCGAAAGACCUGCCUCUCUUGUUUCUGUUGUAGUGAACCCGUGGCUGUUUCCUUCUGGGACCAGGAAGG